UUAUCUACUCCUCUCAGGCCACUUGAAGAAGCCUCACCCGGCCCCUACUAGAUUUCUCGGAGCGCCACCCAUGAUGAGGAAGCCGGAUCCUCCGGCAAAGAGCAAUCCGACCAAUAACAACAGUAAUGGAGCCACUAAGCUAAGGAAAGGAUUGUGGUCGCCGGAGGAGGAUGACAAGCUCAUGAGCUACAUGCUUAACAAUGGGCAGGGGUGUUGGAGCGAUGUCGCCAGGAACGCAGGCCUACAGAGGUGUGGCAAGAGCUGCCGGCUCCGUUGGAUAAAUUACUUGAGGCCUGAUCUCAAGCGUGGUGCUUUCUCGCCCAAAGAAGAGGAGCUUAUCCUCCACCUGCAUUCUAUUCUUGGCAAUAGGUGGUCUCAAAUUGCAGCACGUUUGCCUGGUCGUACCGACAAUGAAAUAAAGAAUUUUUGGAACUCCACCGUUAAAAAGAGGCUGAAGAACUCAUCGUCGCCAUCUCCAAACCACAGCGGCUCCCCUGAACCUAAGGUUGGCAUGGUGGGCCUUGCAAGCUUAAACGAACAAGAAAUCAAGACUAUGUGCAUGGAUUCAGCGUCUUCAUCAUCACUUAUGCAAGGUUUGUCAAUCAGCAACCAGUACGAUCUAUUGCCUUUGCCUGAUGUCAGUUCUGGCAUGAAUGGUCUAGGAAGCAGAUACUUCCAUCAACCCGCAUCCUUCCCACAAGUUGGCUUCGGAAAUGGGUAUUAUGGGAGCCAUGGUAUGAUGAUGGAGGGAGGCCUUAUGGGAGGAGGAGGAUGUGAGAUCUUUAUACCCCCUUUGGAGAGUACGAGUAUAGAGGAGAAUGGCACUAGCAAUAAUAAUGCAAGAAACAUAAGUGACCCCUACCACGUGCACAGCAGCAAUAAUGAUGUGAAUAAGAUUAACAGUGAUAAUGCUGUUGGGAGUGCGAUCUAUUGGCAGGGUGGAAAUAUGAAGAUGGAGGAGUGGGACUUUGAGGACUUGAUGAAAGAUGCGACUUCUUUUCCUUUCCUUGAUUUCCACGCCGAAUGACUGGCCAUUCCAAAGAUAUAUAUAAGCUCUCAUUUUCUUUUCUUUCCUUCCUCAA
Molecule: messenger RNA, 1082 nt
Organism: Elaeis guineensis (African oil palm)
Lineage: Eukaryota; Viridiplantae; Streptophyta; Magnoliopsida; Arecales; Arecaceae
Product: transcription factor MYB83
Source: RefSeq, a predicted model, not a curated record